Cannabis sativa is the source of this 838-nucleotide messenger RNA. RefSeq names its product glycine-rich protein 3-like. The record is from RefSeq and is a predicted model, not a curated record. The transcript is spliced from 2 exons. NCBI's taxonomy places the organism in Eukaryota, Viridiplantae, Streptophyta, Magnoliopsida, Rosales, Cannabaceae. The coding region runs from base 59 to 649 and encodes 196 amino acids.
GUUUUUGGAGACUUAGGAUUUUAUAGAGUAAACGACUCUCAAUUCGUUAUAAAUACUAAUGAGAAUGGCUGAUCUUUUUCAUAUCUCUGCAUUUACCUUGAUAUUAUUAUCUCACAAAUUAAAAAAGAAUAUGGGCUCUAAAACCUUGGUUUACGUUGGUCUUUUACUUGCUGUUGUUCUUCUCAUAUGCUCAGAGGUAGCAGCCAAGGAGCAAGCAGUGAAUACUGUAGAAAACAAAAAUGAUAUUCGUAAUGGUGCAGACGAUGCAAAAUACGGUAAUUACAAUGGAGGCAACGGAGGCGGCGGCGGGGGCUAUAACGGUGGUGGUGGUGGCGGGGGCUAUAACGGUGGUGGUGGCGGGGGCUAUAACGGUGGUGGUGGUGGCGGGGGCUAUAACGGUGGUGGUGGCGGGGGCUAUAACGGUGGUGGUGGGGGCUAUCAAGGUGGUGGUGGUGGGGGCUAUCAAGGUGGUGGUGGUGGGGGUGGUGGUGGUGGUGGUGGUGGGGGCUAUCAGGGUGGAGGUAGGUGGGGCAGUGGUAAUCAUUGCUACCACAGUUGCUGCAGGUGGAGCUACGGACAUAAACAGUGUCAAAAGUGUUGUUCUUACGCUGGGGAAACUGUAAUAACAGAAGCCAAACCUCACAACUAAUUGUACAACAUAUCCACAUAUCUGCGUCGGAAGCUUUGGCUUUUGUAGCUAUAUAAAAGUUUUUAUAGAAUAAAUAAAAAUCCUGAAUAAUAAUGUAUUGUUUUAAUUUAUUAUGUAUCAGUUUGUAUGAUUAAGGCUUUUAAUUAAUAUUAUCAGUUCCGUUCAGGAGCAAAAGGAAAUUAAAAAUUA